Marasmius oreades (fairy-ring Marasmius) is the source of this 2285-nucleotide messenger RNA. RefSeq lists its product as uncharacterized. The transcript has 9 exons. Lineage: Eukaryota; Fungi; Basidiomycota; Agaricomycetes; Agaricales; Marasmiaceae. Gene Ontology annotation, cellular component: nucleus. Gene Ontology annotation, biological process: protein phosphorylation. The record is from RefSeq and is a predicted model, not a curated record. Gene Ontology annotation, molecular function: protein kinase activity; ATP binding. Bases 75 to 1676 code for a protein of 533 amino acids.
CCAGCUGCUACCCUUUUCCUCAUCCCUCCCCGAACUCCUACCACGUCGAACGCAAGAUUGCAAUCGCCCAAACGAUGUCGACGGUAGUUCAGCACCUGCCUCCACAAAUUUACUCGUAUCAUCCACGUCAGUCUCUCAACGGAGUCAACCCCAAUAACCAACCAGGGCCAAGCAUUGUUCCUACCCCUUCAGUGGCGACACGCAAGAGGAAAAGACCACCGCAGUACACUGUCAGCUACAGUGAAGUGCAAGAAGUCGAUAGCGAGGGUCGUCUUCGGGAUGUCAUCGUCAUAGAAGAUACACCUCCUCCACACACUAUGUCACCUGCGACUACCGUGGGUGGAGGGCAUUCUGUUCCAUAUCAACCACCGAUAUAUCCUGCUAGGAGGACGAGGGCACAAGCAGCAGCGGAACAGGCGAUGCUAUCCAGCUCAUCUAGCUAUAUCGCAGCUCCGGCUGCAAAAAAGCGGCGGCGAGAGCAUGACGAGAUUCGUGCACCCCCAGCCAAGAAGAUGGUCACGAGUAGCCAGACUACUCAAGUGCUCGCACAGACGAAAUCCUGGGACAGCAGAAGUGGUGCCGCAACGGACGACACCUCCAAAGGGCCAGUUUCAUGCGACGAUAAAGAAGGUCACUACAUCAUCGUUCCAGACGACAUGAUCUUCAAGCGAUAUCGUACGAUUCGGCUAUUGGGUCAAGGAACGUUUGGAAAGGUUGUGGAGGCUCAUGAUACCCACACCAACAAGAAGGUCGCAAUUAAGAUUAUUCGGGCGAUACCCAAGUACCGAGAUGCCAGCAAGAUCGAAGUCAGGGUUCUUCAGAAGUUGAAAGAGAAGGACCCUCAUAACACCAAUAAAUGCAUCCAUCUCCUUCAUUGGUUUGACCACCGCAACCACAUUUGCCUAGUAUCGGAACUGCUCGGCAUGUGCCUUUUCGAUUUCCUGAAGGAGAACGAUUUUGCUCCCUUUCCACGCCACCACAUUCAGUCAUUCGCUCGACAACUGCUGGGUAGUGUUUCUUUCCUGCAUCGGGAAUCCCUAAUUCAUACCGAUCUUAAACCAGAGAACAUUCUACUGGUACAUAACGACUACAGAGUCGUGAACAUCCCAGUGCCUGGCAAGAGAACUGCAGUCAAGCACAAGCGUAUCCUUGAAUCCACGGAUAUUAGGCUCAUAGACUUCGGCUCUGCCACGUUCGAGAAGGAGUACCAUUCACAAGUCGUUGCAACUCGGCAUUAUCGUGCCCCAGAAAUUAUCCUAGGUCUCGGGUGGUCUUACCCCUGUGAUGCUUACUCCUUGGGGUGCAUUCUGGUGGAAUUCUAUACUGGAGUAGCCUUAUUCCAGACCCAUGAUAACCUCGACCAUCUCGCGAUGAUGGAGGUAGUGAUGGGAAAGAUGCCUGAUCGUUUUGCUCGUGCCGGUGCCCGAUCGAAACCAGAGUUUUUCAGGGAAGGUGCCAAACUAGAUUGGCCGAAGCCUAAGGGAUCUCGGCAGAGCAAGAAAGAUGUACGAGCUGUGCGUCCUUUGGCGGAAAUUAUUCCCCAAACCGAUCUUAUCAAUAGGAAUUUUCUGGAUCUGGUGCGGAGGUUAUUAGCAUUUGAUCCUGCGCAACGCAUAACAGUGGCGGAGGCAUUGAAGCAUCCAUACUUCUCUCUGAACAUUCAUGAAGAGAUAUGAUUAUCAUCCGAUAUCGCACUCUCUACGGAUUGUUAUCUUUUGGGUUCGCUGUCCAUCGUUUAUGCCGCCACAAGUGUACUACAAGUCUCCCAUCACCUUUCUGGACCACAAUUCGUUAUUGAAUUCCAUGGAAUUUAACCGGGACCCCAACAUGGCCUUGCUACAUUGCCUUUCGAACACCGACAACCAGGUUAUCAUGACCUUGCCUAUUAGCUCCCUGUCACUAGAGAUUGGGUCGGUCGUCUAGUAUCUCGCGAUUUAUAUAUUCAAAAGUUAUUCGAAGUUGUGACAUCAUUUUUUCACCUGCAAUUCUCGUUUGUAACGUCCAGCACAUUUACCCAUUUCUCUUCGUUUCAUAUGUUUUGCUUAUGACAUUCUUCCGCAGACUCAGGGGAAUUCGUCUUUAUAUCUAUUGCACCAUGGCAUUUUGUAUCAUCAACACUAUCUCUCCCUUUCUCGAUUAUAAUCUAUGCAUAGAACCAAAAGGGAUAGCCUGGAACACCACGAAUGUGUUAUGUAUUCCGAUCUAGAUAUACCUCAAAUAGAAACCACUGUUGUAUAAGAGGAAAUAAAUACUCUUGAGAAUAGGAUUCUCGACGUUGGUCUGGU